Molecule: messenger RNA, 4365 nt
Organism: Danio aesculapii
Lineage: Eukaryota; Metazoa; Chordata; Actinopteri; Cypriniformes; Danionidae
Gene: nuak1a
Product: NUAK family, SNF1-like kinase, 1a
Exons: 7
Coding region: 254-2107 (617 amino acids)
Biological process (GO): protein phosphorylation; microtubule cytoskeleton organization; intracellular signal transduction
Cellular component (GO): cytoplasm
Molecular function (GO): tau-protein kinase activity; protein serine/threonine kinase activity; ATP binding
Source: RefSeq, a predicted model, not a curated record
AGGGAAGCGGAGGGAGGAGGGACACACGCCGGCGGUGGGAUGGACGGCUGAAGCAUGGAGUCGCUCGCGCAUAUUUGAGCUGCCAGAGGCGAGAAGAGCGCAUCCUGACACAGAACGAAUGACUGACAGGUCGCUCUCAUUUCAGACGCAUCCCUUUAGCUUAAAUAACGACUGUACACUCAGUUCGGGAUAUCUGGGAGUUUAUCUAGCGGCUCACCGCCGAUUUUAAGAUUUAGCGAGCAUCCCUGAGACCAUGGAGACCGAAUCGUCCCAGUUGGGGAGUAACGGAGCAAACGAAAGUGAUCUCCUACCAGUAGACUUUCCGGGAGGAGAGAUUCCGGCCUCUCUCGGUGUGCGGAGAGGGUCCAGCGUCAAGAAACAUCACCACAAACACAACCUAAAGCACCGCUACGAGCUGCUCGAGACCCUCGGGAGAGGAACAUAUGGAAAAGUGAAGAAAGCCAUAGAGAGGCACACUGGACGAGUGGUGGCGAUAAAAUCCAUACGCAAGGAGAAGAUAAAAGAUGAACAAGACAUGGUGCACAUCCGCAGAGAAAUCGAGAUCAUGUCUUCUCUCCGCCAUCCACACAUAAUCUCUAUAUAUGAAGUCUUUGAGAAUAAGGACAAGAUUGUGAUCGUAAUGGAAUACGCCAGUAAGGGUGAGCUGUACGAUUAUAUCAGUGAACGCCGAAGGCUCACCGAAAGGGAGACGAGACAUUUCUUCAGACAGAUCGUCUCUGCUGUCCAUUACUGCCACAAGAAAGGAGUAGUACACAGAGAUCUCAAGCUGGAAAACAUUCUCUUGGAUGACAACGGUAACAUUAAAAUUGCAGAUUUUGGUCUGUCCAACCUCUACCACAAAGACAAGCUUCUUCAAACAUUUUGCGGCAGUCCGCUGUACGCUUCCCCUGAGAUUGUGAACGGACGACCAUAUAGAGGCCCGGAGGUUGACAGCUGGGCGCUGGGUGUAUUACUCUACACACUCGUGUAUGGAACAAUGCCAUUCGACGGAGGAGACCACCAAAGACUCAUUCGACAGAUCAGUAAUGGAGAGUACAGAGAACCCCCGCAGUCGUCAGAUGCUCGUGGCUUGAUCCGCUGGAUGUUAAUGGUGAAUCCAGAUCGGAGGGCUACAGUUGAGGACAUUGCAAAUCACUGGUGGGUAAACUGGGGCUGGAAGACCAGUGUGUGUGACUGCCAAACGCAAAGGGAAAACAGCUCGCCCAUGCUGGCCCGCUUCAUUGACUGGCAGAAUCGCACUGACGUUCGUCCUGGCAAAGUUCAACGUCCAGAGCCUGGGAAUGUCAAUAACACAACCUUGACUCCAGCCCGCCGUUUGAGAAAGUCCAUGAAGGAGAAUGAUGCUGGCAUGUGGGGUGUUGCAGAGGAAAAGCCAGGCCUCAAGAGACCAAAGAGCAUCCUGAAGACUAGAGCGACCAGUGGAGACCAACGCUCUCAGAGUCUGUGCGAAGUUGAGCUCAGGCGGACAAUUUGCUACCAAGAUGUCGAGUCGGGGUUCAGUCCGGAGAGAGAGGAUACCCUGGGUGGUUCACCAGCAAAGAUGGUGUCCAUGUUACCCAAGAAAGGCAUUCUGAAAAACAAUCAGCAGAGAGAAUCCGGGUAUUAUUCAUCGCCAGAACGCAGCGAGUCCUCCGAAUUAUUAGGGGGUGCUACUGUGCAACCUCCAAACAGCUCACCAACCAAACGGUCUGUUGGGAGGAAGGGUAUACUAAAACGAAAUGGGAAAUAUUCGACACACAACACGGUGGGAGUCCAUGGGGACGUCCAAGCAGAUGCAACCCUCUCACGGAGCCAGAGCAGACCUUCUAGUAUCGUGUAUGAGGAAACAGGUCUCUCUUGCAUUGGCUUAGACUGGCCACCUACCUCUCCGAAGCCCAACAUUCGAGGCUCACUGUCUGCUGAAGACUUGCUGCAGAUGGCUGGGUUCAGAGGUCUACAGACCGUUGCGCCCCUGCACGGUGGAAGAGGCAACCGUAGCCCUCCUGGUUCUCCUGGAGACAAUGGCAGCUUCUCCUUGCUGGGUGAUAUGGAUGAUGUUACCCAGGUGUACCAGAAAGCCCUGGACAUCAGCAGCCAGCUGAGCUAGACUUACACAUAUGAAUUAAGUGGAAGAGCGAAUGAUUGCCAGUUUGUCCUUCUCAUCACAAUGUUGCAGGGUACAUGUUUACAGGUCGAGAAGCAUCAAAUCUCCAUUCACCAACUCACGUUGAUGAGCAUUUCUCAUGAUAUUCUCGUUUUGAACUCGACAGUCGAGAGGGAACAACGGAAGCACUUUAAAGCAGCUGUUUUCUGAGAUGCAGCACACAAUGUACAAGACAGCUGAGGCCGUGUUAAGUUAUCCGUCGUUUGCAUUCUGGCCAAUUGAAAAUGACAAAGCCAUUUCAUCAUUUUUGGGAGUGCAUUCAUCGAUACAGGUCAUCCUUUAUGAAAAGUGUUAGAUAAAGCUCUGUACAAUAAAUUUUCAUUGUAUAAUACCAGCUAUUUCAGCAAAGUACAUGCACAUUAGUACGCCAAAUAAUGCUAAGAAUUAGGAAAGCAAUGUUUUGUGAGGAUUUGGAAGGAUUUAUCUUUGAAUUUGAACAACAAAAGUACCAAGCGGUACUAUGGUACCACCAUGGAUUUCUGAACAUAUACCAUGGUACUAACAAGGUAUUCUUGAAAAAAAUCUGUUUUUUAUAAUAACAGUUAACUUUGGCAGCCUUACAUACAUUUAAAAAAUACUAAAUUAUCUAAGAAAACCAAACUAAAACCUAAAUAUGAAAACAAGUCAAACUAAAAAUGCAAAUGAGAGUUAUAAUAACACUACCUGGUUAGUGGUUUCAGUACUAAAUCAAAGUACCACAUCUGAUUCCAUCACUGUACCAUGGUACUAAGUAAUUUUAUUGGUCACACUUUAUUUUGAUGGUCCGUUUGUUGAAUUUAAGUUACAUUGCAUAUACAUGCCAUGCCAACUAAUUCUCAUUAGAUUAGAAGUAGAUUGUUAGGUUGGGGUUAGGGUUAGUGUAAGUUGACAUGUACUUGCAAAGUUUCUCAUAGUGAAUUAAAUGUCUGUUUAGCAGCAAUAUCAACAGAUAUUAAGCAGACAGUCUACUAAUACUCAAAUGGACCAUCAAAAUAGAGUGUUACCUUUUUAUUUUAUAAGGGAAGUAACAAGACAUUACAAAGGGUACCAAAAACACAAAGAGGAUAUCUUGAUCCCAAAGCUUAUCUUUAGCCUGCUUUGACAGAGACAGGGUCAAGCAAACAUUGGCAUAUCUCGGAGAUCAGCCAGACAGCAACUAGUGAAACACAAAGGUCAAAGGGCAAAGGUUGUAUCAGUGUUAUGAUACCGUACAUUGUCAUUCUCUUUGAAGCAUGCACAUGCACACACACACACACACACACUCACAAUUCUAGUACAACCAAGCAAUUAUAUGAGCUCCCUGAGGCAUGAACGUGUGGAAGGACAAGCUUUGACCUAUGGUGUAAGUUCUGGUCCAGAAAUGAACCGCUUUUCAACAACACAUGCCAUUUAAGCCAGGAAAGAGAUGCCAAACAAAUCUUUUCACAAGACGGGGUGUUAAAAGACGCAUAUUCUGAAGUCAGUAGAUCAUGCAAACAAUGAUUAAGAAUGAGAACGGGAAUCAAAAGGUCACGUAUAGAACUGUAAAAUCUUCAGGAUGUGUAUAUAUUGUGCAUGUGCAGUUGUUUCAUUGUUCAACACACAAUAACAAGAUAAAUCGGAGAUAGAUAUUAUGCCAUUUCGUUCCGUUAUAUUUUGUCUGCUCAAAAACUUGUUUGCAUGAGGCAUUUUUACUGUUGGCUAAACCUGAACUACAUUAAUCUAGCUUUGAACUUUAAAGUAUGUGCUUAAUAUUUACAACAUAUUAAGAUAAAAGGCAUUUCAGCAUCAAUUUGGAAGUUUUAUAUGAAGUACAUAUCAAUUAAACAUAUACAUGUAUAAAAUGAACUGGAAAUGAAUGCGUUUAUUCUAUAGGAUAUCUGUAUAGACCAUUGAGAAAACUUGACUGGAUAUACUACAUAUUUAAAUUGUGUUAUUUAAUGCGUUGUGUAUUAUAUACUGUCUGUACAUUUUCACAUCUGUUUGUUAUUCUGUAUUUUUUUUAUUUACUUUGACUUAUGAUUGUUUUGAUUUGUGCCUUCAUUGACAUAAGAUUGUCCUGAUAAUGUUAUGCUCAGUUACAAUAAUUAGCAGUAUUGCGUAAGAGUUUUUAAAUAGACAUUGAUGGAAAAGAAGCCUGUCUGUACGGUUUGUUAUGAGCACAUUUAGGUGGCAUAUAAAGUGUUGUUUGUGCUCAGUGCAAAACACUGUCGAUUCUUUUAAUAAAUGUCUCCAUCUAAAUA